AUGGCUUCAUCUGAACAACGAAAACUUUUCAAAUAUGAAAAGCCACUCAAAUGUAAAAGCUUCAGAAGUAUCAGGGAUAUCUGUCUCCCUCCCCUGAUGCCUUUGCACAAAGCAGACUUGAAGCCAGAAAUGGAGAACUAUAGGCAUGGCUGUAUGAGGAAUUCCAUGUUUUGUAAUCACCUCAUCCUAAAACCAGAAUUAGGAAGAACCCGAAGAAUUUGCAACAUGUUACCAGGAUCUGAUUUUGUGUAUGAAGAUGGCGUGGCUGAAACAAUCGGACAAUGGAGAAAACAUACAGAUACUGCUUCACCAAAAAAACCCCCACGCAAUUUUCUUAACUUUAAUGCAAAAGCUGUACAGGCUGGCUUAGUUACUCCUGCUGAGUACCAUUCAUUCAGCUUGAGUUAUGACCAAACCCAAGCAAUUAAAAAAGCUAAACCACUCCUAGACCAUAUGCCCAAAAAACAACACAGAGAUCAAAAUGUUACUAUAACUGACCUAAUCCAGCAGAAGUUCAAGAACCAACGGAUACAGAAAAGAAAUAUGAAAGAUUCAAUUCAUUAUAAAGACUUUGUCAAGAUCACACCAAAAGAAAGUUACUACCAAACCUGUGGCACCAAGGUCAAGCAAUAUCACUCACAAACCAAACCAUUCCGUCCUUGGCAAUUGGCCCAAUUUCAGAAGGCUGAAGCAUGUCUUAACACCUUCUCAGAUGAGGAGAUUCACCUAAAGUCACUGAAGAACUUCCGUGCAGAAGCUCCCGUAAGAUGUAGUGCCCUUUCUCUGGGCAUUUACACUAGUGCAUUUUAA
Molecule: messenger RNA, 810 nt
Organism: Vombatus ursinus (common wombat)
Lineage: Eukaryota; Metazoa; Chordata; Mammalia; Diprotodontia; Vombatidae
Product: cilia- and flagella-associated protein 77-like
Exons: 2
Coding region: 1-810 (269 amino acids)
Source: RefSeq, a predicted model, not a curated record